Mustela erminea (ermine) is the source of this 1318-nucleotide messenger RNA. RefSeq lists its product as uncharacterized. The record is from RefSeq and is a predicted model, not a curated record. NCBI's taxonomy places the organism in Eukaryota, Metazoa, Chordata, Mammalia, Carnivora, Mustelidae.
AUGAUAACUAGAGGAGGCGCGCGACGAGGCAACCCCCCCCUUCCCCGGCCCGCCGGGGUAAACAAGGCCGCGACCCGCGCCGCACACUUACCGGGAGCCGCAGCGCGGCCGCUGAGCCCGGGCGGACUAGACCGGGUCCGGCCGGGCCAGAGGUUUCAGACACAGGCGCAGAGGCGGCGGCGGAGACUACGGGCCGACGCCGGUCAAGCCCGCGCUCCUUCCUCCGGUGGAGCCGUCUCCGCAGCUCCGGAAGUGCUCAGUGCAGUUGCGUCACUUCCGGCCCGGGGUCGACCCGAGGUCGCCGAGGUCGCGGGCUGGUGCUGGGUGAUAGCGUCCCUUGGCCCGCGCUUCACUGCAGUCCAGCACUGCGAUCCUGAGUGUGACCUGGCACGGCCAGUGCCCACGGCUGCGGGAGGCGGCGGAGGAGAGGAGCCGGCUUAUUGGAGAGUGGUCAAGGCGUCUCUUCCGGCUUUCGCCCGCUGGCACCGCCCGCCGGGUAAUUUUAACCAGCGUUUUUCUGAUGGACUGCUCGCUUCACUGUAUUCGAGUGUAGUGCACACAGAAGACAUGCUGACGUCCAUGGAGUACCAAAGGACCGUUGUCUCCCGGCCGCUGUCUGGAGGAAGAAGAACUGGGGCUCUAGGUCGCUGCGCCGGCCCGGGAAUUUCUGCCUGCACUCUCAGCCCGCCGCCUGGUGGCCCCCAGCCGCACAGACCGGGCCGGGCUUUCCCUUUACUCUCCGCGGCCUGGCCCACCCAGGUCUCCCGCUUCAUCGUCCAAGAUUGAAUCGUGAUUUCGUUUCUUCAAUUCCACAUUUGCCUUGCUACACGGUUUCUAGAAGCAGUUUAGGAAGUAUGCGUCAUUAUGACUGCCAGUUCCUUCUAGGACCUGUUGCCAAGUGUUGUGGAUAGAAAGACCCGGAGACUCCCUCAGGUUGCUGCUGCACGAGUGAAAAUGCGAGGGUGAAGCGGGUGAUGUUACGGAGCAUCCUGGCUGUGCGAGUCUUCUCAUAACCCAAACUAUUUCCACCCAUACACAAGUCGUGUAUGUACUGAUACGCAAAGAAUCUGUGUGUAACGAGCUCUUAUUUCUUGCUCCAUGCGUGUAUUCGUGUAUUUCUUAUACAUGGUUUUCAGCUAACAGUUUAAGAGCAUGUACCUAAAUAAGGCGCAAAUACUAGAAAUCCUCCCUCCUGCAAAAGGAAACAAAUCCUAGAAAGCCCAAAUAAAUUUGGAGUGAAAAUCAAUAGCAAUGACUAACAAUUGCAGGAUUACGAAUUGUAUAUAUGUUAACAACGUAAAAGUCUACUAAACUUGAA